CUGACCCCGGAUUAUAAAUAUUGCAUAAAAACUCUCAUAAAAAGACGAAACCCGGACGGAAACAGCCAGAGAGAAACGUGUGUGACGCGCCAUGAAGUUCCCGUGCCACCUGAGUGUGCGGGACCGGUACCGCCCCCAGCAGGGCCCGGCGAGGCCCCGGGCGGCGGGUCCCUGCGGACCGUCCCCUCCGCCGCCACAGCCGCCCACUCCGCCACCUUCUCACCAUGAGGAGGAGGGAGGUUUGGCCUCGCUCCGUCCCCCGGGCGCCGCCCAGCAGCAGCCUAUGCCCAAGCCGACUCAGCCGCCAAGAAACAGGAACCCGUUCAGGGUCAUCAAGAACGUGGACACUGCAGACGGUUCGGUGAAGGCGCUGGUCCACAACCAGUUCAACUCGCCGAUGCCACUCUACUCGGAAGAGAAGAUCGCAGAGACCCUGUCCGCGCAGACAGAGGUGCUAGCCGGUGGAGCGCUGGGCGUCGACUUCAAGAAGAACGAGAAGAAAUACGACGGCAACAUGUCUGAGGUCCUGAAAAUGGUCCAGGACAUGGAUCAGAACCCGCAGUCGCACGCAGAGCCGCCGGAGGAGGCUGUCGACUCCGCUCCGCUAGAUCCUGAUUACAGCGGGCUAAACUCCAUCAAAUCGCGCAGUAUGCGGUCACUGAUGGUCAAACCUGACGGCCACGGGGCUCCUCAGACGAGCGUGCACGCACCCAGGAUCGUUCCGCAGCAGCAGACCAAGGUGCCGCCUCCAGUGGCUCCCAAACCGGCGGCGCCCAUGUCGCCGCAGCCCGCACCAAUGGCGCCGCAGGCCGCCCCUGCCAACCGAGGACCCCCGGGAAUGCGCUCGACCUCCGCCACGAUGAUAAAGACGGACCCGUCCACGGGCUCUGUCAAACUGGUGACGGCCGUUGAUACAGAGACGAAGCAUUUUAAUGCUUUCAACCGCACCCCGCAAUCUUUCAAGCCUUCUCCGGCUGCCGGAAGCUACCAGCCCAUCUCCGCUCCCGCUCCGGCUCCAGCUCCGGCUCCGGCUCCAGCUCCGGCUCCGGCUCCGGCACCCGUGUCGCCGCAGUACCAGACGCAGCAGUACCAGCAGCAAACCCAGCAGUUCCAGCAGCAGUCCACUCAGCAGUUUCAUCAGCAGUCCUCCCAGCAGUCCACCCAGAAGUCCCAUCUGUACGGAGCGGGAUCGUCGGGUAUCUCCCAAGUGGAUUACACCAGCUAUGUGCCCCAGAGAAAAGGCGGCAUCUCACACAUAGCCUGUCCCAAGCGCGCCCAUUUCAAAUGGCCCCCAGCACACGACCCGGAACAACCCACCGCCAGUCCAAUAUGGUACCCACAGGCGGGCAGCGGUUUGCCUCCUCACGACGCGCCAGACUUCCACACCCUCCACGACAUGUUGCAACCUGUCGUGGCCGCUCGGGAGAAGCACCAGCCACCGUUUGUCCCGCCGCCCGUCGGCCCUGAGGCUCGGGAGUGGCAUCCGCCCGCUGGCGACCCUGGGGCUCGGGACGGUGAGGAUAACCUACCCGAGGGUCGCAUGGGUGGCAGAGAUCGCGGAGAUCGCUCACCAAGUCCCUUGCCACAUCUGCUGCGUCGUAGAGCUGAGUUGGAAGUCGAAACAGCAGCUGCGGCCAGAGCUGGAGAUGCGAGUGAAGAGGAGUAUCGCGCCCAGUUGGAAAGGGUCGCUCAAAUGGAGAGAGACGUCAAGGCGUGGUGUCGGGAACAGCCUUUACCGGCCGAUGUGCCGAGCUUGAGCGAGCUGAGCGCUCAGCAGAAGAAGCUGAUCAGUGAGACGGCUGCCGCGGUGAGAUCCGGUUCUCCGCUGCCCAACAGGAGAGUCAGGAAGUUCGAACCAGCGAGAGACUCUGGGCUCACGCACUCACACAAGAUGGAGGAUGAGCAAAGAUUUGGGGAAGAACGAAGGAGUGAGGUGACAGGCGCUUUUGAUGAUGUCCGGGAGUCUUUGAUGGCGAAAGAGGAAAACGAACGACGCAUCACGGAAGCAGAGGCUCAAAAGCGUACGGAGGUCUCGAAGAACACCGAGACAGCCAGCGACAGCGUUGAUAGGCCGAUGCCAUCCGAUCAUUCGAAGGGAAAAUGUGUGAAGUUCGCGGUUCAGGACGACGAGGAAGAAUGCAGAAGGCAGACGGAUUUAACUCAAUCCUCGCAUAGCAGAACCGAACAGAGCUAUGAUAGAACAGAAAAAUCGUCCUCAAUGCAGAUGAUUCAAGAGUCUCAGUCUUGUUACUCUGAAAAGACUAACAUGUCUUCACAAAUCACACAUAUGUCGUCGUCCAGAAGUGAGACAUCAUCUCAAUCUAUGUCACAAUGGGAGUCCCACCAAAACAACGAAAAUUCCCCUCAACCAGAAGUGGUAGACGGCUCAGCCUACUCGAUGCCGGAGUCUGCCUAUGGCUCUCAGAGCCAAGAUGAGCCUCAUCUAGAAGCGGUAGAGUCGCCUCACGCUGGAGAUAUGAUGGACCAGUCCGAUGAAGUGUGGGAACGUCUCGACGCUUUGCGGAGGGAGGCGAUGUCAUCCGAAGGCAGCAGGGAGACACACUACAAUACCGGAGCCGAAGACACCUCUCCGCCUCCAUCAAAAGCAGCCGCGCCCAAGCCGGUGGUGCCCAAGCCGGCGGCGCCGCCAGCACCAUCUAUCGGCGGCCCGGGGAAGCUCGGCUUCAACGGCGGACUGCCAGGUCUGAGCGGCCUGGGAACUGGCGGAGGUGGCGGUGGUGGUGGAGGAGGAAAGGGCUCAACAGCGGGGAUGAACGCCCCGCGCCGCGGCCGGGGCACGAUGAACCCGGCCGCUACCGCCGGAUCGCGGAUCCCCGUCUGCCACACGUGCGGAAAUCAGAUCCGCGGCCCGUUCAUCACGGCUCUGGGUCAGUGCUGGUGCCCGGCCUGUUUCGUCUGCGCUACAACCAACUGCCGCUGCGAGCUGGAGCACAUUGGCUUCGUAGAGGUGGACGGUCAGACGUACUGCGAGAAAUGCUGGGAGACCAGCCUGGCGCCCAUCUGCUUCAAGUGCCAGAAACGCAUCAAGGGGGAUUGUCUGAAGGCGAUCGGCAAAUCCUACCAUCCGGAGUGUUUUGCCUGCGCCUACUGCGGAGGCCUGUUCGGAAACUCGGCCUUCUUCCUCGAGGACGGACUGCCCUACUGCGAGAACGACUGGAACGAGCUGUUCACCACAAAGUGUGUGGGCUGCGGAUUCCCGAUCGAGGCAGGAGACCGCUGGGUGGAGGCGCUCAACAAGAACUUUCACUCGCAAUGUUUCAAAUGCGCGAUAUGCGGCAACAACCUGGAAGGGCAGAGCUUCUUCGCCAAGCAGGGCCGACCCUUCUGCAAACACCACGCCCGGAUGUAAUUCUACACACUGCUGCGGCGUACUUCUACACCCUGCUGCGGUGUAUCUCUACACCCUGCUGCAGUGUACCUCUACACCCUGCUGUGGUGUAUUUCUACCUAGCCGCCAGUCAGCGGCGCGAACGCCUCACAAUAGGGCGCCUUAAAAGAAGACAAAGAAAAGAUCGUGUUGCUGUUUUGAGUUUAAAAGUGCCUAAGGUUUCACAACAACGAAGUGGCAUUACCGAGUGCCUUCGACGGAGAUGGUGUGUUCAGGUAGCCUGUGCUUGCAGCUAACGUUGCUUGGUGUGAUUGAAUGAGCCAAUGAAGAGGCUCUGUGUAUGCGUGAGUGGAUCUACGUGUGUUGAGGUGAACACACAGUGCGCACGCUACAUACGCCGGAUACGCAUCGUAUACGCUGCGUGGUUCAAUAUCUCAGCGCUUAGCACGUGCGUUACCCUCGCCGAACAUCGCUUAUGAAGAUCUUCCGGUGCGAUGUAGCGUGCCCUCUAAGGCCCCGCGGAGUAUAAACGUCGCGCAUUCGACGAAUGCAGCGUGCGCGGCGUAUCAUGCAAAUGAGUGCGUGGCGCACCUAUGCUGUGCGUGCGUACGCCCCGGCGUAUGCUAGACGCGUUAGAACUAACGCUACUCGCGGUGUGAACACCAAGUGCUGAGCGCUUUCGGCAGCGAAUUUGCCAUCGUUACUAGUCGACUAACCAGGAGUGUUUUCGCCCUCAACCGUCCGCUAGAGUCCGCGUGUGUCGCGUUUGUUAUAGAAAGUGCUUACGUGCGUGCGUUUUCGCAACAGUGUGUAUGCGUGUGUAUGAACGUCCUGGCGAGUGCUGUUGGCAUGAAGUGGGGGCCCCACAUGCCUAAGGAGUGGAUGCCUAUUGGGCCAGUAUUUUGGAAUGAUGUCUAAACCGAAGUGCCAGGGAAAAAGGUAUGCCAGCCUUAGCCACCUGCCUAUCCCUCUGGCUCCUAAGGUAGGGCCUUUUUUGAGCAGCUUUUCGUGUGUGUUUGCAAACAGGGUCGUCUUAAACGGCGCCGAGUGCCUUGUGGGAAAAACACGCUACACUUAGAAUAAAGCCGUUGCUGUGUCUAGGAAAUAACGAUGAUGCCACGGGAAUGAUUCAACAGUCAAUACUGCCUGUUCAGUAUACGUCUUGCUUCACCCUUUGCCGUGCGUUAGAUGUCGAAAAUGCGUUCUUUUGCAACCAAACCGGAGGCUUUUGGUUUUCGCUGUACUAAACAGGAUGUUUCGGUGACUUCACAGCACCUUCUAAUGUCUUUUCCUCGAUAUAUGGCCAUCCUGUAAACGACAUGUUACCAACCGACUUGUUAGCCAGUGGACCGCCUCUCUAGUCAAUGCUGCGCGCCGCGGGCAGCCCUUAGUGUUCUCCGCGGAUAGCCCCUAGUGUGUUUGUGUGACCCUCGCGCGGCCGUGUUGUUUGCCUCCCGCCUGUGACGGGCGCCGUGCUGUGCCAAUGUGACUGGCGCCUCUGCCUGGCGCCUGCCCCUGUCGGCUCCCGCCCGCGCCCGUCCCACUGGGACGCCAGGCCGAGGGCUCUGGUGGCAUCCGACAGAAACUGUUCACCCCUAGACUGACCGCUGGUUGUGCCGACCAGAAAAUAAACAUAAAAUAGACGGA
This is a messenger RNA of Amphibalanus amphitrite, 4996 nucleotides long. RefSeq names its product PDZ and LIM domain protein Zasp-like. Gene Ontology annotation, molecular function: muscle alpha-actinin binding; actin binding. Gene Ontology annotation, cellular component: Z disc; adherens junction; stress fiber. The transcript has 14 exons. Lineage: Eukaryota; Metazoa; Arthropoda; Thecostraca; Balanomorpha; Balanidae. The record is from RefSeq and is a predicted model, not a curated record. Bases 92 to 3370 code for a protein of 1092 amino acids. Gene Ontology annotation, biological process: actin cytoskeleton organization; muscle structure development.